Mytilus californianus (California mussel) is the source of this 2388-nucleotide messenger RNA. Its product is annotated as deleted in malignant brain tumors 1 protein-like. Gene Ontology annotation, cellular component: membrane. Bases 90 to 1340 code for a protein of 416 amino acids. The record is from RefSeq and is a predicted model, not a curated record. The transcript has 11 exons. Lineage: Eukaryota; Metazoa; Mollusca; Bivalvia; Mytilida; Mytilidae.
GACAAUCAUAAACAUCUUGUGCUUCAUCUUUAUUACAUGUUGAUCAAAAUGGUUAACAAGGAAGUGAACGACGAAUGCUGCAUUUAUAAAUGAAAACAGUAAAUGAAGACGACAUGAUAUUUAUGAUCCUGGUUUACGUUAUUUUCUCUAAACAUCUUAUUGAAGCACUUAACAACGGUGAUCUAAGAUUGACCAAUUCAAUGAGGCUUGAAGUUUACUACAAUUAUGAAUGGGGCACAGUCUGUGAUGAUGCAUUUGAUGACAACGCCGCAAAAGUAGCAUGUAAACAACUUGGAUUCAGCAAUGGAGUUUCUUUAGGAAAUUCAGUAGAAGAAGGAUCUGGAACCAUAAUGCUUGACCAGUUGAAGUGCACCGGAAGUGAAAGUAAACUGUACCGUUGUCCAAGUAACGCAUGGAAAGAAAAUGAUUGUAGUCACAGUGAAGAUGUCGGAGUUAAUUGCAAUAACUUAAUUCCAGUUGAUGGUGGAUUGUCUACAUGGGAACAAUGGACGGCAUGUAGCAGCAGCUGUAAUGCUGGGCUUCAGACCAGAACACGUGCAUGCACUAAUCCAUCGCCUAAAAAUGGAGGGUCAUGCUGUCAUGGGGAAUCAUCACAGACAAUACAAUGCAAUGCUAUUUCUUGUCCAGUUGAUGGUGGCUGGGGUGCAUGGACGCUGUGGAACUCUUGCAAUGUUACAUGUGGUGAAGGAAUGCGAUUGAGAUUUCGUAGUUGCGAUUAUCCUAUUCCAGCAUUUGGUGGCCUAAACUGCAACUCAGAGGACUCCGAAAUGCAACAAUGUUAUACUACGGAAUGUCUAAGGGCAAUUCAUGGCGGGUGGUCAUCAUGGACCAAUUGGACGGAUUGCAGCAAGCCUUGUAAUGGCGGAUUAAAGGAAAAAUCACGUUAUUGCGACAGUCCGGCUCCAUCAAAUGGUGGUUUAUAUUGCAAUGGAACUGUUAAAGACGUAGCACUAUGUAAUACAUUCUCAUGUGCAGGUAUAGAGACACGCAUGGCGUUAGCUACCAUUGUUGCUGGAGUAUCUGUUGGCAGCAUUCUAAUAUCCAUAGCCUUUGUGUUGAUAUGCCGACGUGCUUUUGCAGAAACGUGGACAUUAAAAAAAGUGCGCACGAAACACACUACAGCAGUUGCAGAUACACCUUUCACAGAGGACGCGGACGAAGUUUACAUAUAUCAAGAAUCGGAUCAAUCAUCACAAGCAUUCAAUAAUGCUGCUUAUAAGAAAAACAAAAAAUCAAAGGAUGCUGAAAAAGAUGUUGAUGAUUCUGAUCAAUGUGAUAUUUAUGAUAUUUGUGAAGAAAACUGUUAUGAAAACUUCUGAAACUGAAAAUUAUGAAUACAUUUUUUUUUUUCAUGUAAAAGCAUGACUUCAAUUCAGAUUUGUGUUCAGCAUAGGCAGGUACAAAAUGCAUUUUACGUUGUAGCUAUAUCAAAAUUUUAAAAGGUUGGGAUCAUUUAAUUUGUGUCUGUUUUUUUUAAGUUUGAGUUUUUUUCAUGUACUGGCAACAAAAUGCAGUAGGAAAAUUCAAUUGUUAUUUUUGUUCGUUUGCAUGUAUAAAAGGUUACUCUCAAUAAAUUAACUAAAUUCACAUUCACCAAAUUAAAUUAAAUUUCGAAAUUAUGUAAGACAAAUCAAAACAAUUUUAAUUUGUAUUUGUUUCAUUUCAUGUUAGUAGUUCAAGAGUAACUAUUAAUCUCUGAUAAUGCAAAACAUAUGUUAUAUUGCUUUCUCUUACUAUUAGUACCUUUUUUUUGUUUCAACAAUAUAUAAAAAUGUGAAGAUAUGGUAUGAUUGCUAAUGAGAGAUCUUUCCACCAGAGACCAAAUGACAUAAAAGUUAACAACUAAAGGUCAAUAUAGUUUAUUUUUGUUCCACUAAAUAUAAAAAAGAAGAUGUGGUAUGAUUGCCUAUGAGACAACUCUCUACAAGAGACCAAAUGACACAGAAAUUAACAAAUAUAGGUCACCGUGCGGCCUUCAACAAAGAGUAAAGCCCACACCGCACAGUCAGCUAUAAAAGGCCCCGAAAUGACAAUGUAAAACAAUUCAAACGAGAAAACUAACUGCCUAAUUUAUGUACAAAAAAUUAGCGAAAAACAAAUAUGUAACACAUAAACAAACGACAACCACUGAAUUACAGGCUCCUGACUUAGGACAGGCACAUACAUACAGAAUGAUGCGGGGUUAAACAUGUUAGCGAGAUCCCAAUCCUCCCCCUAACCUGGGACAGUGGUGUAACAGUACAACAUAAGAACGAACUUUAAAAGUCAAUUGAAAGAGGCUUAACUCAUCAGAUGGAUCAAAAUACAAAUACAUUGUACUACAAAUACAAGUGAACGUGGCCGGGUACUUGUACAUCAAAAACAAAA